Molecule: messenger RNA, 774 nt
Organism: Cuscuta epithymum
Lineage: Eukaryota; Viridiplantae; Streptophyta; Magnoliopsida; Solanales; Convolvulaceae
Source: the annotation of a GenBank genome assembly
GUUUUAUUGUGUGCGUGGGUCAUGUUGUGCAAUUUCACAUUUGAAAGUUUCUUCCGUAUUGAUAGGUUCAUGGAGUAAUAAUAGGAGUAGUGGCUAGAAACUAAUGUAAUGCCUUUAUAUACUUUCCAGCUUUGUUAUUUUUUCCUUGAAGCAAUAUAAUGAAAAACGAGAUGAUCCCAACUUCUGCUCUCAGUUUAUUCUUUUAGCUUACACCAUUAUAAUUAACGGUCUUUGAAAUCAACAUUUGGUAUCAGAGCCUAGAUCUAAAGAGCUUGUGAUAUUCAAUGGCAUCAAGUAACUUCUCCAUCUCUAUUCCAUUGUUCAAAGGAAAUCCAACAGUAGCCCAAAUCAAGAAACAUGAAGAAGAAAUGGCACGAAAGCCAAAGGCACUUUCAUGUAUCCAUGCAGCGGUGUCCGAGGAGAUUUUCACAACAAUCAUGGGUUGUGAGUGUCCUAAAGAAGCAUGGGAGAAAAUCAAAGAGGAGUUCGAAGGCAACCAACAAACCAAACUCAUGCAAAUUCUCAACCUCAAAAGGGAGUUUGAGAUGGUGGGGAUGAAAAGUAACGAAGGUGUCAAAGAAUAUGGGAAUAGGUUGAUGUCCAUUGUCAAUCAAAUCAAAUUACUUGGUGGAGAUUUUUCAAGUCAAAGAGUUGUGGACAAGCUCCUGGUAACUCUUCCGGAGAGAUAUGAGACCAAGAUCUCUUCACUUGAAGAUACUAAAGAUCUCUCAAAAUUAACCGUCUUAGAAUUAAUCAAUUCUCUUCAUGCCGUUG